CGUUUGAUAGAAUCGGUUGAGUUGACAUUUGGAUCAAUUCUUCAAAAUCUGUGCGUGAUUAUAAAAGUCACGAUUUUAGUUUUAGAUUAGUUAAUUAUAUGAUAUAAAUACAAAAUGUCGUUAUUCGGCGAUAUUAUACCGAAAAAUGAAGAAAAAACGAACAAUCAGGCGAGCGCGAGCCUGUCUCCCUACCUAAACUUCGACCCUCAUAUAAUACCGAAAAUGCAGCCAGAAUUCCUAUAUCCUGAUGACAGACAUAUGGCAUCUACUGCUAGAAGGUCCAAUGUUGCUCUUCCUAUCAUUGGAAUGUCUUUCAUGAGCGGUUCAGGAAUUGGUGGAGUUACAGGGUUAUACAAGGGUCUUCGUGCUACCACUCUGGCUGGACAGGUUGGAAAAGUGAGAAGAACUCAAGUCAUCAAUUAUGUCAUGAAACAAGGCACAACUACUGGCUGCACUCUAGGCAUUAUCGCAUCGUUCUACUCUUGCAUUGCCCUCGGAGUGACCUGGAUUCGUGACAAAGAAGACACCGCAAAUACAUUCAUAGCUGCCGCAACCACAGGGAUGAUCUACAAGAGCACCGCAGGUCUCCGUUCCAUGGGCCUUGGAGCAGCAGUUGGCCUAACCCUCGCAGGAGUCUAUACACUAGUGACAGACAAUGAUAACAUAUGGAGCAAGGCCAGAUACAACCGAUUGUGAUUCCAUUUCCGCCUAUUAGAAGUUAUGUAAAUAAACUGUUAUUUUAUUUUAGCACCAAAGAUGCCAAUAUGGACUUACUCGUGCUAUGUCCAGUGUUGGAAAGGUGAUGUCAACCUGUGGACCGUGAUCCCCGUGUCAGCAGGUCGUGUGCCAUCGAUGUGGCAGCAAAAAUGUGUUAAUUAAAAGAUUCUGUUUGAAAAA
Molecule: messenger RNA, 897 nt
Organism: Amyelois transitella
Lineage: Eukaryota; Metazoa; Arthropoda; Insecta; Lepidoptera; Pyralidae
Gene: Tim23
Product: mitochondrial import inner membrane translocase subunit Tim23
Exons: 3
Coding region: 115-696 (193 amino acids)
Biological process (GO): protein import into mitochondrial matrix
Cellular component (GO): TIM23 mitochondrial import inner membrane translocase complex; mitochondrial inner membrane
Molecular function (GO): transmembrane protein transporter activity
Source: RefSeq, a predicted model, not a curated record